AUGACUAAUAUCCUUGCUCGAUUGGUGGAGCAACAGGGUCAAGUCCCUGUAAAUCAACCUAGGGAUGAUAUGGGGCAAGAUAGGGCCCUCGAGAGAUUCCAAACAUUCUCUCCUUCUAAGUUCCUGGGAGGCUCGGACCCUGAGGCAGCUGAGAGAUGGCUAGAGUCUAUGAUUAAUAUUUUCACUGCCUUAAAUUAUACGGAGGAUAGGCAGGUGCAAUUCACUGUAUUUCAGUUCGAAGGACCAGCUAGGGCCUGGUGGAAUGUAAUUAGGGCUAAAUGGGAAAGAGAGAGGACUGCAUGGACUUGGGUGAUCUUUGUGCGAGAGUUUAAUGAGAAAUACCUUCCACCGAUAGUCCAGGAGAAGAGGGAAUUUGAUUUUAUUAAGCUCCGUCAAGGAACUCUAAGUGUAUCUGAGUACGAGACUCAAUUCACUAAACUGUCAAAGUUUGCUCCCGAAUUGAUAGCUACGGAGCAACGGAGGGUUAGGAGGUUUGUACAGGGGCUCAAUGUGGAAAUACAGGAGGCCUUGGCAGCGGCCCAGAUUAACACUUUUACAGAAGUUUUGGAGAAGGCUCAAAGAAUAGAAAUUGCUAGGUUGAUUAGUCGUGAAGCAUGGAAGGUAGAAGAAGCCAGGAUCAGGGAGCUACUCGCGGGCGUGGCUCUAAUCGUGGGCGUGGGGGUAGACAGACACAGGGACCCACGCAAGAACCCAGAGGGGAAAGGGGUGAAACGAGUGGACCACAACCUGGACCCCAACUUAUCGGGGGGAUCAGGUGGCAACUGCGAUUCAACAGAUGACUAA
Molecule: messenger RNA, 804 nt
Organism: Coffea arabica (coffee)
Lineage: Eukaryota; Viridiplantae; Streptophyta; Magnoliopsida; Gentianales; Rubiaceae
Source: RefSeq, a predicted model, not a curated record